Clavispora lusitaniae ATCC 42720 is the source of this 1872-nucleotide messenger RNA. RefSeq lists its product as uncharacterized. Gene Ontology annotation, molecular function: protein binding. The record is from RefSeq and is a predicted model, not a curated record. Lineage: Eukaryota; Fungi; Ascomycota; Pichiomycetes; Serinales; Metschnikowiaceae.
AUGAACAGCUUAAUGGACCUCCCGAAGGAGGUUUUAAACAGCUUAUUACAGUUCUUGCCACAGGAACUGCUUCUUAAUCUAGCACUCACUAACUUUCAUUUUUACGAGCCAUGCCUACGCAAGCUCUACAGAAAGUUGGUAAUCCAAGUGGAUCCAGUCUUGAAGUACGAAACCAAAGACCAUACAAGGCAAAGAAUGGACCACAUACAUCUGAGCUGUACCACUAUCUCAGGUUUCGCUUCUGUCUACAUGAACAGACAUGCCCACUUGCGAAUGCUCGCUGCUAAAUUGAAGACCAUGAUCAUUUCAAUCACCACCAAUCCCGCCUUGGCGACUUACAUUGAAGAAAUUGACGUGUGUGGGCUGCUUGAUUCUGAAGUAGCGGCUUUAUUGAAACAAUUGCUCGACCUAUUGGCUUCUGUCCCUAAUGGCAUCCACAAGAUUUAUAUUGCAGAUGCCAAAUUGAGAAGAUCUUUGGGUUAUCACAACAUUGUGAAGUCUUUUGCCCUCACAUGUGUCUGCAUUGAAGGCCCUCAGGACCUUGGUCAUUUAAGUACAAGCUUUCCCGAUUGCCAAGAGAUUAUUGUGAUGAACUAUGAUGGGGGAGCUCCGCUUCCAGCAUCUGUGGUCCCUGUCAUGGAAAAGCUCAUUUCCCUAAGGAUUCGGAAUGAUCCAAACGUAUUUUCAAAAUUCACUGAGGCUCUCCUUAAGUUGUGUAGUAGGGUUCCCUUUGUCAUGAAACACUUGAAAACGUUCAAUGUUGUACAAACCCAUGAUAAUUAUGAACAACAAUUUCCUUACAUCGACUUUGAAACGCUCGAGAACUUACAAAUCUCUCUUGGAUGCAACAAUGCAACCGGAUGCGACCAAAAAUGUUUAGAGCUUGGCUUGUCCCGCUAUAAUAUGCUCAAUCCGAAGCGGCUUUCGUUUAUUCAGAGUUCAAAGGCAUCAUUAAACUCGCACAAGUAUACCGAGAAAUGGGAUCUCACAAUCUUUCGGUAUGUGAAGGAUAUUGUGGAAAGUUCAGAUUCUCUCUCUUAUCUCAGUAUUCGUCACAAUGUUCCUGAUGAUGGCAUUAUAGACGAUGGUUUCGAAGGCAAUUACAUCCGGAAAGUGAAGCUUUACACUCUUCUUUUACCCAAUCUUUUGGCCACAAUCCAAAGGCAUGUGGUGAACUUGGUGCUUCCUAAUCUAGUUGCCAGCUUAGCUUGCUAUGAGCAGCCUAUGAACACUUUUCUUUGGAACGGGUGUCAAUGCCCACACUGCAAAAAGUAUUUGGCAAAGUUGGACAAGUUCAUGCUUUACCACCGUUACUACAAUCGUGAAAAGGCAGUUUUCAAGGAUGUUUUGACAACACAAUUAAUGCGUUCGAUUAGUGAAGUGCUAUGUGAUAGGAUAGAUGAUGAUCCAAAUUUGGGUGAUUUGUUUUUGCUUACGAAACCCAUGAGGAACGUAACUUGGGACUUCCAUAGCAGCAAGUUUUCCAUUCCACUUCUUUGUUUACCUGUUAAGAACUAUGAGAUGGGCUACUUCGAGGAUGAAGCAGACGAAAAAGCGGAGCGGGCUCAGCGUUUUUUUGACGCAGAAGAUAAGCAAAAUGACUGUAUUUUUCUUCACCAGGAAAAGUUUGUUCCAAACUACCUGAUUGUCAUUUCUCAUUACUUAAACGAUAUAAUUCGGCGUAUGAUUAACUUGAAUAGAGGAGAUGCAGAGGAUGUGAAAAUUGGCGACGUUAAAGACGAAAAUGAUGGCUUCACUAGCUUGAGAAUCAACAAAAUGUUGGUCAAUGGCAUAGAUUACAAUUUUGACCAUGAGAUUAAUGGCACAAUCUUCUACGUGAAUUCAUACGAUGAUACGAAUGAUGAAUACUAA